Molecule: messenger RNA, 5079 nt
Organism: Equus quagga
Lineage: Eukaryota; Metazoa; Chordata; Mammalia; Perissodactyla; Equidae
Gene: KRAS
Product: KRAS proto-oncogene, GTPase
Exons: 5
Coding region: 163-729 (188 amino acids)
Biological process (GO): Ras protein signal transduction
Cellular component (GO): plasma membrane
Molecular function (GO): GTPase activity; GDP binding; GTP binding
Source: RefSeq, a predicted model, not a curated record
GAGCGGCGGCAGCAGUGGCGGUGGCGGCGGUGGCGGCUGCUCGGCCAGGACUCCCGGCCCCCGCCAUUUCGGACUGGGAGCGAGCGCGGCGCAGGCACUGAGGGCGGCGGCGGGGGCCAGAGGCUCGGCGGCUCCCAGGUGCGGGAGCGAGGCCUGCUGAAAAUGACUGAAUAUAAACUUGUGGUAGUUGGAGCUGGUGGCGUAGGCAAGAGUGCCUUGACGAUACAGCUAAUUCAGAACCACUUUGUGGAUGAAUAUGAUCCUACGAUAGAGGAUUCCUACAGGAAACAAGUAGUAAUUGAUGGAGAAACCUGUCUCUUGGAUAUUCUCGACACUGCAGGUCAAGAGGAGUACAGUGCAAUGAGGGACCAGUACAUGAGGACUGGGGAGGGCUUUCUUUGUGUAUUUGCCAUAAAUAAUACUAAAUCAUUUGAAGAUAUUCACCAUUAUAGAGAACAAAUAAAAAGAGUUAAAGACUCUGAAGAUGUACCUAUGGUCCUAGUAGGAAAUAAAUGUGAUUUGCCUUCUAGAACAGUAGACACAAAACAGGCUCAGGACUUAGCAAGAAGUUAUGGAAUUCCUUUUAUUGAAACAUCAGCAAAGACAAGACAGGGUGUUGAUGAUGCCUUCUAUACAUUAGUUCGAGAAAUUCGAAAACAUAAAGAAAAAAUGAGCAAAGAUGGUAAAAAGAAGAAAAAGAAGUCAAAGACAAAGUGUAUAAUUAUGUAAAUACAAUUUGUACUUUUUUCUUAAGGCAUACUUAAGUAAAAGUGGUAAUUUUUGUACAUUACACUAAAUUAUUAGCAUUUGUUUUAUUUAGCAUUACCUAAUUUUCUUUCUGCUCCAUCCAAACUGUUAGCUUUUAUCUUGAAUGCUUAUUUUAAAAUGACAGUGGAAACUUUUUUUCCUCUAAGUGCCAGUAUUCCCUGAGUUUUGGUUUUUGAACUAGCAAUGCCUGUGAAAAAGAAACUGAAUACCUGAGAUUUCUGUCUUGGGGUUUUUGGUGCAUGCAGUUGAUUGCUUCCUAUUUUUCUUACCAAUUGUGAACUUUGGUGUGAAACAAAUUAAUGAAGCUUUCAAAUCAUCCCUAUUCUGUGUUUUAUCUAGUCGCAUACAUGGAUUAAUUACUAAUUAUAACUUCAGUUGAGAUUUCCUGAUUGGUUUUCCUGAAACAUUGAGGGAACAUGAAUUUAUGGGCUUCCUGUAGAUCAUCUUGUAGGCAUCAUGUCCUAUAAUUUCAGUCACCCUUAAUGAAUGUAAAGUUACACUUUUCACAAAGGUUUUUCUCCCUCUUUCCACUGCUACAUGUCAUGCUCCCAAAAAUACUAUAUUUUUUCUAUAAAAAGGGAAAAAAUGGGAAAAAAAUACAAGGCGAUGGAAAAUAGUAAAAGGCCAUUUACUUUCCAUAUUAGAUAAAUUCCUAUAAUACUCUGAAUAGCUUUUCCUGUUAAGGCAGACCCAGUAUGUAAUGAGGAUUAUAGCAACCAUUUUGGGGGCUGUAUUUACAUGCUACUAAAUUUUUGUAAUAAUUGAAAAAAUUUUAACAUGUAUAAAAAAUUCUCAUAGGAAUUAAUUAUAGUCUCCCUGUGUCGAUUGCUCUUUCUUAGCAUAACUUUAAAUCUUUUCUUGAACUUCCGUCUUUGAAAAUAGUUUUAAUUCUAGUAGUGAUGUUAAAGAUUAUUUGGGCCAGUUAGCUUGGUAGGUGUUGAAGAGACCAAGGUUGCAAGGCCAGGCCGUGUGUGAACCUUUGAGCUUCACUGAGAGUUUCACAGUAUGGACUGCACCCCUGUGGGCUUCCCCUGUUGUCAUGCAUUCGAUGGUCAGAAUUGGGGACUAGGAGAGAGUGUAGAUGGCUCAGCAAGAUACAUUCUCACUAUGUGGUGGUCCUGCUGACAGAUCAGGAACAUCACUUUUGUUUAAAAAAAAUACAACAGAACUUUAAAAAAAAAUUAUUUUAAAUGAGAUUUUGGGGUGGGGAAUGGCAAGACUUUAAUUCUUUUUUUAAACAGUGAAAUCAAAAAGUUUCAAAAUCUCUAGUAUUGCCUAGUUCUCUUUACACUGGCUAAAGUAACAUUUCAUAAACACUUUACAAGUCUGGUCCAUGUUUAAGAAUCUCUAAUGCUUAAAAAUAGAUAAAUUAAUAUUAACAAAAUGAUUCUUUCAAUGCAUUUAAAAUGUUACUUAUUUUAAAAUAUUUGAAGUGAGAUGGUAUGUUGAGGUGAAAAUAUCACUGGAUUAGUAGGAAAGUGACUUAGAUUCUAGUUGUCUUUUACAACUCCGAUUUCACUUACUGUCCAUUUCUUCAUGUUAAAAGAAGUCAUCUCAAAAGCUGUAUCUAGCAUUACUACUAUGUGAUUUACAUGCAGUUUACAUAAGGAUAAACCUGUUUGUCAAUCUCAGCACAAUCUGUAACUUUUUACCUGUUAUCGUCAUCACUGCCAGUCUUAGGCAAAAUUGUGCAAGAGGUGAAGUUUGUUUUUGAAUAUCCAUUCUCUAGUUUCAGGACUCCUCUCUCACAUUAGUGUCAUCUUGCCUGCCUACCCUUCUACAUGCCCUGUGACUUGAAGCUUUUUCUUUUAAUACUUCUAAUUCCCCUAACCUCAAGAUUUAUUGCUGCUUUGGAUAUCUCCAUGAAGGCUUCCCAACAAGUCAAAUCAAAAUGACUACAUCUUAUUUCCUCACACUCAACAUAAUCUGACAGAUACUAUAAUCGGAUUUGACCUAAUAGCUGAUUUUCAGGUGGUAACUGUACCAAUUUAAUCUUGAUCCUUUGAACAUCAUCUCUUUGCUGCCUGGUCCAUUAGUGACUAAGUGGAAAUUUCAUAUCUGCUAUGAGUAGACAGAACCCUAUCCAGUGGAAGGAGAAUUCAGUAAAGAUAGUGCUACAGGAAUUCCUUAGGUAAUCUACAACUGGGACUAGCCGUGGGAUGAUAUAUUCCAUUGUUUUAAUACCUAAAAUCUUACAAUGAAAAAUCCUUUAAAAUUUAAUUAAUAAAGCUUGCUUUUUAGCAGAAUUCAUUUAUUCAGCAAAUAUUUGAGUGCCUACUAGAUGCCAUGCACUACACAGGGCACUGGGGAUGUUAUGGUAUCCCCAAACAAGGGACAUACUCUCUAUCCUUAAGUAGUGCUUACAUUCUACAGUGGUCUGUAAUAUCCUGGUGAGACGUUUGGCACAUGACCCAGAGAUAACAAUGCAUAUUUUAGCUUUGCAAAGAAGGGAUUUAGUCUUUAAGGUUUCUUCUACUUCUAAAAUAAUUGUUGUGCUCUGAUUCCUAUGUAACUACUUUAUAUAAAUCACUUUACUUCAUCGUUUUAAAGGAGUAAACUUGAUUAUAUUGUGUUUUAUUUGGCAUAAUUAUGUGAUUCUCUUGGGACAGUUAUAGUACACAUUAAGUUGUAUGUCAGCUAAUAAUAUUAAAAUUCCCAAGUGUGUAAUAUUCUAGUUGGUCUCUUUGUAUAAGUAAUUAAAAUAGACUUUUAAAAUUAAAUAUUGAAUUCUAAAAUAGUUUUGUUUGUCUGGAUAUGAUUAAAUAGAUGCCUAACUAAUUCACAGAAAAGGAAACUUCUGGGUAAAAAUCAAUAUGAUUUCUGAAAUGCUAAACUACAGGUUUAUGGAACAUUAGGUAGGGUGUUAAGACCUAUGUAGUACUUCCUCUUGUUUCUAUACAAGAGAAAGAAAGGGCCAUAUUAAAGGAAUCGCAGUGCAUAACUGAAGGGGUUUUUAGGACUCUUGAAUUUUUGAUGUAGCUGGGUAAUUGUUUUUUUAAGGCAGUGGUAAUUAUGCUUUAUUAUGUGAAUUUUGAAUGGUUUGACAAAAGGUUUGUUUUUCUAGAGAUUUUAAAAGGGGAGAUAAUCCUAGAAAUAAUAUAAAUGUUAUCUAAUUAUUACAGCCUUAAAGAUAAAAAUCCUCAUGUUAAAGUUGAGAAAAAUUGCUAAAUUACGUAGUCUUAGCCAUUAACAUGUUUGUGGAAGAAUGUAGCAGAAGUAUGUAGUAUAAUUUGAAUGAAUAUUCCCAAUUAGGAAUUCUAGGCUCUCUUUUAACUGAGUCACACUGCAUAGGAAUUUAGAACCUAACUUCUGUAGGUUAUGGAAACCUUUGCCAUCAUUGCACAAUUUUGUCCUAAUAUGUAAAUGUUGUGAGGCAUGUUAAGUUGCAGUUUGCACAAGUUCAUCUCAUUUGUAUUCCAGUGAUUCUUUUUUCUUCUAACCAUUUUUUUAUCAACAAUAUAUACACAUUCAGUUUUUUUUGUAGGCAAUAAAACUCUGUCAUUUCCAUUUGCCAAAAAGUAAUAAUUUCUUGAUAAUGAUGUAUUAAUGAUUUUUAAAAACCCAUCAGUUACUUUAAAGCUGAAUUUAUAUUUAAUAACUUGUGUGUUAAUAUUGAGUAGCAUGAAAUCUGCAUUGAGAAAUUAACAGCAUACAACUGGUUACAUUCCUUCAGAAAAUGAAAAUUAUUUCUAAAGAUAUAUUCACAUCAGUUCUUGAAGAAUAGUCAUAACUAGAUUAAUACCUGUUUUAGUUUAAUAGUUUUAAGUACCUGUUUGGGAUGAUGAUAGGUGACUUAGAUAAAUUUAGGAAAAUCAAAGUUAUUACUUGCAGAAAUGUCAAUUACAGAGGCUCCCCCUCCCUAUAGAGCUCAAAUGGGUUAUGUAACUUUUAUCCAAAAGUUUCCACUUCCACUGUCUUGUGUUUUCAUGUUGAAAAUACUUUUGCAUUUUUCCUUUGAGUGCCAAUUUCUUACUAGUACUAUUUCUUAAUGUAACAUGUUUACCUGGAAUGUAUUUUAACUAUUUUUGUAUAGUGUAAACUGAAACAUGCACAUUUUGUACAUUGUGCUUUUUUUUGUGGGACAUAUGCAGUGUGAUCCAGUUGUUUUCCAUCAUUUGGUUGCGCUGACCUAGGAAUGUUGGUCAUAUCAAACAUUAAAUUUAAAAAUGACCACUCUUUUAAUUAAAAUUAACUUUUAAAUGUUUAUAGGAGUAUGUGCUGUGAAGUGAUCUGAAAUUUGUAAUAUUUUUGUCAUGAACUGUACUGCUCCUAAUUAUUGUAAUGUAAUAAAAAUAGUUACGGUGACUAUGA